CACACUUUCCUCAAACGGCUUUCUCUACAACUAUAUAUCCAACAAACUUCAUUUAUAUCUCUAGCUAUCUCCUUCUUCUUCUCAAUUUUCUAUCACAUAUAUGGAGGAUUCAGUGAAUUCUAUGAGAGAACUUGUCUCUUCCUCUUCUAAUGAGAGGAGUUGCUUUGUUGGUGAUGAUUAUGAUGAUGACGAAGGUGGUGGUGGUGGUGGUGGUCAUAGUUUUCAUGAAGACAGUGGUUGGACUACGUACCUUGAAGAUUUCUUUGCCAAAAACAACAACAACAAGCAGAGCAACGACAUUAAUGGUGAAAAUAAUUGUUGUCUCUCUUAUGAUAAUGAAGCUACUGCUUCUCUAGUCUCUGAUGCUGCUUCUUUGGUGAUGAAGAAGAACGAUUCUGUUGAUUAUAAUGAUAAUAACAGCGAACAAGAAGCAGCUGCAGCUGUUGGCAGCAGAUUUAGUUACAGCAGGUUGAGUUUCAAGAAGAGAAAAACAAAAGGAGCUUUGGUCGGUGAUGAUGCUUUGGAGGAUACUGCUAGUUCUCCUGUCAAUAGUCCCAAGUUAAACAAGAACACAACACAGAGAGAAAACCUGGGAAUUUCCUCACCAUCGCUGCAGGAUAAAGGAAGAGGCUCCACAAGGCAGAUGGAAGAUAAAAGUGAGGAUUUGGGUUUUAUUGGGAGAGAAAGUGACAGCACAGAACUGAAGAAAAGGGGUCUUUGUUUAGUUCCUUUGUCUAUGGUUGUGAAUUAUUUUGGUUGAUUUUACCUUCUUCUCUGUCUGUGUCUCUUCAUCGAUCUAUUACCCAUGUAAGAUAUGGACCACAACAUGUGGCGUUGCAAUCUAAAAUUUGUAUAUGUUGGGACUA
This is a messenger RNA of Manihot esculenta (cassava), 866 nucleotides long. RefSeq names its product vascular-related unknown protein 4. The transcript has 3 exons. Gene Ontology annotation, biological process: xylem development. The record is from RefSeq and is a predicted model, not a curated record. Lineage: Eukaryota; Viridiplantae; Streptophyta; Magnoliopsida; Malpighiales; Euphorbiaceae. The coding region runs from base 101 to 760 and encodes 219 amino acids.